AUGGAUUCCGGUCGUGAGAAAUCCAAAAAAUGGGUUCAACUCAAAGAAGAAACCAUCGAGGCGGAGGUGUUUCGUAAGAUUACCGAAGGUCUAUGGGGUUGCUUCUGUACGGCGUCUGUUUCAUAUGAUCACAAAGCAAUCGCCAUUAAUGGCGAAAGAAGGAUUCUUAUUUCUGGAUCCAUUCAUUACCCACGAAGUACCCCCGAGAUGUGGCCAGAUCUCAUUCAGAAGGCUAAAGAAGGAGGUCUGGAUGUGAUUCAGACUUACGUUUUCUGGAAUGGGCAUGAACCACAACCUGGCAAAUAUUAUUUUGAAGAAAGAUAUGAUCUGGUUAAGUUCAUUAAGUUAAUUCAUGAAGCUGGACUGUAUGCUCAUCUCAGAAUUGGCCCUUACGCUUGUGCUGAAUGGAACUUUGGGGGAUUUCCUGUUUGGUUGAAGUAUGUGCCAGGAAUUAGUUUUAGAACAGAUAAUGCUCCUUUCAAGGCUGCUAUGGAAAAAUUCACAACUUAUAUAGUAAAUUUGAUGAAAUCAGAAAAUUUAUAUGAGAAUCAAGGUGGCCCAAUCAUUUUAUCUCAGAUUGAAAACGAAUAUGGGCCAAUGGAGUAUGAAUAUGGAGCCCCGGCCCGAUCCUAUUCAAAAUGGGCAGCCCAAAUGGCUGUGGGUUUGGACACUGGGGUCCCAUGGGUCAUGUGCAAGCAAGAUGAUGCCCCGGAUCCCAUUAUCAACACUUGCAAUGGUUUUUACUGUGAUUACUUCACUCCUAAUAGAUAUUUCAAACCCAAAAUGUGGACCGAAGCAUGGACAGGAUGGUUCACUGAGUUUGGAGGAGCAGUUCCAUAUAGACCAGCUGAAGAUUUGGCGUUUUCUGUUGCUAAGUUUAUUCAAACUGGUGGAUCUUUCAUUAAUUAUUACAUGUAUCAUGGAGGAACAAAUUUUGGUAGGACUGCAGGUGGUCCGUUUGUUGCAACAAGCUAUGACUACGAUGCCCCUUUGGAUGAAUUUGGACUAAAAAGGGAAGCUAAAUGGGGACAUUUAAAAGAUUUACACAGAGCAAUAAAACUAUGCGAACCUGCUAUAGUAAAUGGAGAAUCUUCUGCUAUCUCACUAGGGAACUAUCAAAAGGCAUAUGUUUACAAGACCAAAUCCGGAGACUGUGCUGCUUUCCUUGCAAACGACGACAAAUCUGCUUACGCAAAAGUUAAUUUCCAUAAUCAGCAUUACAAUCUGCCUCCAUGGUCCGUUAGCAUCCUUCCCGAUUGCAAGAACACUGUUUACAAUACAGCACGGGUGGGAGCGCAGACGACAUUGAUGAAAAUGACACGAGAGCCGAUUGGAUUUGCUUGGCAAUCGUAUAACGAUGAGACGGAAUAUUACGAUGAUAAUACGUUUGGAACGAUUGGAUUAUUGGAGCAAUUGAAUGUAACUCGAGAUUCUUCUGAUUAUUUAUGGUACAUGACUGAUGUCAAAAUUGACUCCGACGAAGGGUUCUUGAGAAACGGAAAACAGCCGACGUUCACCGCCUUAUCCGCCGGUCACGCUUUGCACGUUUUCAUCAACGGUCAACUUUCAGGAACUGUGUAUGGAAGUCUAGAAAACCCUAAAAUAACUUUCAAUAAUGUUGUAAAUCUAAGAGCUGGUAUUAACAAGAUUUCGCUUUUAAGUAUUGCCGUUGGUCUUCCGAACAUUGGACCACAUUUCGAGACAUGGAACGCAGGUGUUUUGGGUCCGGUGAUGAUUUCAGGUCUAAACGAAGGGAAGAGAGACUUAUCAUGGCAGAAAUGGUCUUAUAAAAUCGGGCUUAAAGGCGAAAUUUUAAGUCUUCACUCACUCGGUGGUAGUUCAUCUGUUGAAUGGGUUCAAGGUUCUUUAGUCGCCCAAAAACAACCACUAGCAUGGUACAAGACAAAUUUCGAUGCUCCGGAUGGUGAUGAACCUUUAGCAUUAGACAUGAACAGCAUGGGGAAAGGUCAAGUUUGGGUCAACGGACAAAGCAUUGGUCGUUAUUGGCCUGCUUACAAGGCGAUUGGCUCUUGUUCCACUUGUAAUUAUGCCGGUUAUUUUGACGAGAAAAAAUGCCUUAGCAAUUGCGGUGAAGCUUCACAGAGAUGGUAUCAUGUACCUCGAUCUUGGCUAAAGCCUAGAGGAAACCUAUUGGUUGUUUUUGAAGAAUUGGGAGGAAUCCCAUACGGGAUAUCAUUAGUGAAACGUGAAAUAUACAGUGUGUGUGCGGAUAUCUAUGAAUGGCAACCAUCGUUGAAGAAUUACCAGAUGCAAGUUUCUGGAAACGCCACGAAGCCAUUGAGACCGAAGGCACAUCUUUCGUGCAACCCGGGUCAGAAAAUUUCCUCCAUCAAGUUUGCUAGCUUUGGCACCCCGGAAGGUGGUUGUGGUAGCUUCCGAGAGGGUGGUUGCCAUGCCCAUGACUCCUACGACACCUUUAAUAAGCUUUGCAUAGGGCAAGAAUCAUGUGCGGUGGCGGUUACGCCGGAGAAUUUUGGAGGCGAUCCGUGUCCGAGUGUGAUGAAGAAGUUAUCUGUGGAGGCGAUUUGCGGCUGAUGGAUUUAUAGUGUAGAAAAGCUUCAGACCGGACUAGAUUUGGUCUGAAGCUUUUCUGAUUCUUUAUUUAUGAUUUAUUAAAAGAUUUACGCAUGUUCUGAUCUUCAGAAUAGCAGUUAGGAAUGUAUUAAAGAUGAUGAUCAUGAUAGGUGCUUUUGCGAAAGGUGAAGUUGUACAGAUAUGCAACACACCAUUUUGGUCCAAAAGCAUUAGAUUUUGAAGAUUUGUGUAUAUAGAUCGGAAAAGAAAAGUUUGAUUAUGGAUAUGGGUUCCAGAAUCUUUCAUAAAAAUAGCUUAUUUUUAAUGUACUAUUAGAGAAAGUGUAAAAGGU
Lactuca virosa is the source of this 2887-nucleotide messenger RNA. The record is from the annotation of a GenBank genome assembly. Lineage: Eukaryota; Viridiplantae; Streptophyta; Magnoliopsida; Asterales; Asteraceae.